UUUGUUUUAGUUGGCAUUUCUGUUUUUAAAAAAAUUAUUUUAAUUUAUUUAUUUUAUUUAUAAAAUUGAAGAAAAUUAUUAUAUUAUUUUAAUUAUUAAAUAACUAUAUAAAAUAACUAUAUUUAAAUUUAUAUUCUAUUUUAAAAAUAUAAUUAAUAAAGUUAAUUUAUGUGAAUUAUUAUGAAAUAACAGGAGUACCUAACUUAUUUGAAACCUAAAUAGGUUGCUUCAUACCGUCCCCCACUUAUACAACCAACCAACCCACUCAAGCUAAACGCCAUCUUUCAGUACUGUAGCUGAGAAGAGGUAGAAGAAGAAAUUACCACUACAAUAUCAAUUACUUCCCUCUACUGACUCCCCAUCUUCCAUUGGCUCUUCCAAACACAUACAUGAUGGAAAUGGAGUACUCAUGUAGAAGAUCAAAUGGAGUGCAGAUUCCAGUAUUUGGAGAGUGGGACAAGGCAAACGAGAUGCCAAUCACCCAGUAUUUCGAGUCCGCCAGACAAGCUGGGUUGAUACGCGACAGCUGCCAUUCUUCACAAGAACAAAAUCCUCACCUGUAUUUCCAGCAACCUCACUUUUCUGCUUUCCCUCACACAAAGACAAAAGGAGCAAUAGCUAAGAAGAGGUGUCCUGAGCAGAAAUGGACAGGAAAAGUAGAAAAAGUAAGGAAUGAAAGUGGGCCUCAAAGACAGACAAUGAAGUCGGCCCAGCGGCCUACUAAUGCUAAACCUGUGGACGAAGAUCUCUACAAAAUCCCUCCUCAUCUUCUUCCAGGCUAUAAGCGAAAGAGAAUGUUUGGUUUCUUCUCAAGAUGCCUUGCUCCGCCUUGCAAGGCAUAGGUGCGAUUCUUCUCAAGAUGCUUUGCUCCGACUUGCAAGGCAUAGGUGCAACUGCCCAAGGCCAUUGACAUGCGAGAUUUUGAUAAAAACAGCAACAGCAUCUCAACUCCGAUAUUGAGCUAAUCUAGGAGGAAUGUUUUUAUGCUGUGUACCAGUCUUUUGUAUUCCACCCUCUUUUUACUUUUCAGAUUUUUUUAGUGUAAGCUAUGAACUCAAUAUGCAGCAAAGCAUACAGCUAAUGAAAUCUUUUUCUGCA
Messenger RNA from Capsicum annuum, 1098 nucleotides. RefSeq lists its product as uncharacterized. NCBI's taxonomy places the organism in Eukaryota, Viridiplantae, Streptophyta, Magnoliopsida, Solanales, Solanaceae. The record is from RefSeq and is a predicted model, not a curated record. The transcript has 4 exons. The coding region runs from base 390 to 842 and encodes 150 amino acids.